GCGGGAAACAUAAAAUAGCCCGUAGCCCGUUGUCAUUACCACACACACAACUGGUCAACCGACUGAUAUAUCGUGAUAUCCAGGCCAUUGGACAGAUCUGCUCCACCCCCUCCAUGGAACACAACUUGCAGCAGUGCGUUCAGCUGGUCAAGGAGGCCUCGGCGGCCGGCGCAAAAGUCCUCUUCCUCCCGGAAGCAUCCGACUACAUCGCCGAGAACCGCGAGCAGUCCCUCGCGCUCGCGCGGCCCGAGUCCUCGUCCCUGUUCGUGCUGGGCCUGCAGGCCGCGGCGCGGGAGCACGGCGUCGACGUCAACGUCGGUAUCCACGUGUCGGCCCCCGCCCCCGCCUCCGACGGGACCAACCAGAGGCUCCUUGACCGCACCAUCCACAUCACGGGCAGCAGCGGCACGAUCGACGCGCGCGGCACCUACGACAAGCUCCACCUGUUCGACUACGGCGCGCUGCGCGAGUCGGCGCACACGGCGGCCGGCGCGGCCCUGACCCCGCCCUUUGACACGCCCGUCGGCCGCGUCGGCGCCCAGACGUGCUUCGACCUGCGCUUCCCCGAGCCCGCCCUCACCCUGGCCCGCUGGGGGGAUCCGCGGCCGCGACGACCAGGGGCGGGGGGGCCGGCGCAGGUCCUGACGCACCCGUCCGCCUUCACGGUGCCGACGGGGCUGGCGCACUGGGAGGUGCUGCUGCUGCUGCGCGCGCGCGCGCCGUCGAGGCGCAGUGCUUCGUGGUCGCCGCCGCCCAGGUCGGCGUCCACCACCACGGGCCGGGCCGGGCGGCAGGGUCAGCUUCGGGCGCAGCAUGGCCGUCGAUCCCUGGGGGCCGCGUCCUGUGCGCCCUGCCCGAGGUCGGGGCCGGCGGCGAGGUGCCCGAGGCCGCGGCGGCGCCCGCGCUCGGCGUCUUUGACGUCGAUCUCGGCGAGUGGGAGCGCGUUAGGGAUCGGAUGCCGCUUGUGAGACGGACCGACGUCUACCCGGAACUGUGAUCCGGGCCACUCGGGGUGGUGUGAUGGAUGUGACGCAUGGCAUCCCCGACUGCUCACCCCCAAAUCGGCUUCCUUUCCUGGCAUAUCCAGCGACUCGGCACCCUGCUGUCAUUGCAAGGGGCCAGGCAGACUCGGCGGUAUCAUUAUGAUCAAGUCCAGACACUCACCAACCAAGGCUUUGUUCUUAUAUCAUUUGUCAAUCGACUGCCUUUUAUUUGCCCUGACGUAUGGGGCCGCGGCCUUGAACUGUCACAUUUUUUCUGCUGCCCCUUCCCAAACACGAACAUGUUCAUUCACCACAACACCACCCAGAGCCAAGGGGGAAAAAAAGACAGGCCCGUCCCACAGCACCGGGAGACGCUGCGUCGUCGUCGCUGCGGGUCGGUCGAUCAAUGGAAUGGCCUGGGUUGCAAGGAACGACCCCUGCCUGGCUCUGACGGAAGCGAUGGCCUGGUUCCCGUCGAGGGCUUGGCUCGCAAGCAGGGCUCGAAGCAACAACAGUCUUGGCCUGCCGCCGUUGGACGCACACCCUGAUGACCCUUUUCUUCUUUUUGCAUUUCCCAUAUCGGUCGAGUCGGGCUGGACAUUUGUGAGAAGUCGAUCAACAAGGGAUGGGGAGAGCUGACUGGUAGCCGAGCGCAGGACCCCUCUGUCUCGGCGAUCGCUCCACCCCAUCGUGCGGUCCUGGAGAUCAUGAGAGGAAAGUAACCCCCUGGGCGGCCAACAACAGGACAAGACUGGCCCAUCUCGGUAACCUAUCGCGAUCAACCAUCCAACCGGCCUUGAUUUCUUCUUUUUUGCUGGCGGCGAGCAGAAAGACGCCUUCCCGCCUAGAACCAAUUUGUGCCCGAUGUUCCCGGCCGAUGUGGCUUGGUCGCCUCUGCUUUUGUUGGCAAGCUGAAACACGGCUCACCCCACAACGACCUGUCAAAAAGAGAGGCAUUGGAGAUGGGAUUCGAUAAUCAAAUACACGAGAUAAAAUGAAUCAAUAAAGUGAAACAAAAAAGAAAAAAGAAAAAAAAAAUAAGCGAAGCAGUUGGAAUUUGACAGCAGAGGGAGUGCGCGUCCAGCAGCAACCAACCCCCUCCGCCCUCGCUCGCUUGCAGCUGCUUUCGGUUUUGUUGAGGAGACACAAGGAGGAAAACAGGGCGGGCGGGAAGCGAGCGAUCGUCGUCCAAUGUAUCAGACAUGACAGAGAGGGCGGACGACAAGGACCGGCGGAGUGGCAGGUAUAACUGAGGUCACGACGCAGCACGACCAGGUCAGCGGAUCAAAGGGCCCUCGCCACGACCCGAAGAUGAAGGGCGGCCGUGAUGGCGAUCUUGUAAAGCCGUCGCGUGUAUAUUGGUUUCGUGGCAGAGCGGCAUGGUUGGAAAAUCAAUAAGCAAAACCUAUCACAGUCGAGGCAAAGAAUGGAAACCAGAUUCUAGUCGGCGACUUGGCAGCGACAAAGAAAACAAGCCCAUCUGUCCAUAAUGGAGGAUCCGAAAGCAGCACGAGCACCC
This is a messenger RNA of Gaeumannomyces tritici R3-111a-1, 2502 nucleotides long. RefSeq lists its product as hypothetical. The record is from RefSeq and is a predicted model, not a curated record. The transcript is spliced from 3 exons. NCBI's taxonomy places the organism in Eukaryota, Fungi, Ascomycota, Sordariomycetes, Magnaporthales, Magnaporthaceae. Bases 114 to 968 code for a protein of 284 amino acids.